AUAUCUAUUAAAAAUUAUAACAAACAGUUGAUAUCCUCUACAAUAAAAAAAUCAUUAAUCGUUACCGAAUACGUUAUACUGCGGUCUUCAAGCGCACGGCAGUUGGCAAUGCUCGUGAAAUAAUAUGUGCUGACAUGGUUGAACUAGUUAGUCGAAAUAACACCGAGGUAAUACGUUCAACGAUUAAACGCCUAAAGAAGCAUAUUAUCAUAUUUGUCUUUACACUGCUUGUUGUAAUAUCGAUUCUCAACUUAUCCAAGCAUCCUAAUCAGAUUUUGCCGUUAAUAUUUGUAACUAUAGUAUUAUUUUCGGCUGUUUACUACACUACGGUUUUGAUCUUGAAAUUUGUUACCGCGUUCGCAGCUAACCAACUGGCAGAAGAGACAAUGAAUGCGGACAACGACCAAACGCUUAAAACGCCGGACCGUCCCUAUCCCACUAGCCCCACUCCUCCACCGUCUUACGAAGAAGCCACAAAAAAUGAUAAUGCCUACUAUCAACCGCAUCAACCCUUGCCUUCUACCAGCAGCCAAGCAACCGGUGGAAUGCCAUUCGUUUCCAUUUUCAAUCAGUCCAGAAUAGUGCCGACUGGAGGCGACAGCGGUUCGACAAGCCAAGCAAACACUCAAAACAAAGGGAUCGACAGUCAAACAACAAGUGUGACUAGAGGAGCGGUCCAGACCAUACCUUGUGUCACAAUCACCGCAGAAAACGAUCAGCCUAGUACGUUAGAAUUUUAACUCUGACAUUGAUGGUUUGUUAAGAACCAAAACAGUUUAAAUAUAUUAUACCUAUGUAAUAAUUAUAGUAAUUGAUAUUGUUA
Adelges cooleyi (spruce gall adelgid) is the source of this 823-nucleotide messenger RNA. RefSeq lists its product as uncharacterized. The coding region runs from base 135 to 740 and encodes 201 amino acids. The transcript is spliced from 3 exons. Lineage: Eukaryota; Metazoa; Arthropoda; Insecta; Hemiptera; Adelgidae. The record is from RefSeq and is a predicted model, not a curated record.